Ectocarpus sp. CCAP 1310/34 is the source of this 1747-nucleotide messenger RNA. Lineage: Eukaryota; Phaeophyceae; Ectocarpales; Ectocarpaceae. The record is from the annotation of a GenBank genome assembly.
AUGGCCUCCGUGAAUCAGAGCAUCGGCUUCCUCGAGGACUCCCUCGUCAACAGCGAGUGCGUGAGAGACGAGCAGCACAACGAACGCGUGUCUCACAUGAUUCAACCAACUGGUCCCAAGGCGUUCAAGGCUGAUCGUAUCGGUGACAGGACCCUCUACAAUUGGGCAGAUGGAGGCACUGCUGUCUUGACCACGUUAGAAGGGUUGGACUCUGAAUAUGUAUUGUUCACGCCUCUGAACAUCAUGUCGCCAUCGUCCGUGGAAAUGAUGUCAGCGAUGUAUGAUUUCUCGCAAGAAGUCCCUCACUUUAGGACCGGAGGAGCUCGAUGGGACUUCCCGGGAUCAAGUGUUAACGCGGGUGAACUGUUUGCGAUUGUCAACGAAGUUGAUCUGAGGGUCAACAUUUUCAGGGUCGAUGGGAUCUUGGACUCGGAAACAGGGCGCAGGGUGCACUGGGAUAUCUUUGGGCACAGUACCAGGAACGUAGCCGUGCUUUCUCCUUACAUGGACGCAUGUCGAUGGUACACGAGCGAAGCGCAGCACGAGAUUUCCGAAGCGUCUAGGGAGAUAAGAGUGGCCCAGCAGCAGCUGCGCGGGGCCUCAAAGAACAGCGACUUCGAGACGACCCUGAAGGCGAAGCUCAAGGCGGCGCGGAAGAAACGCAGCAGCGCGAGGUGGAGAGCACUGGAAAAGUUCUUCGAGGGCUAUGUGAGGCAGCUCGAGAAGAAGAGCCGUGAGGGGGACCAGGCGGGUUUCUACAGGCACCUGAAGAUGAUCGACGUCGAAGCCUCGCACCGACCGCCAGUCACACCGACAAUGAUUUCUUCGGCUAGAUUCACCAACGUAAGCACGUAAUGCCCCCUGCCUAACGAGUUCGACAUUCUUCCACACCCUGGACAUUCGCUCGCCCUUGAUUCACUAUUUGGCAGGGCAAUGAUGAAGAACCUCACCCGUGAUCCACUAGUUGGUAAUGCAAUGAUGAAGUACAGCGUUCGACGUGCGUGUCAGGGAGUCCCAGCAGUUUUCCACCCCCCGCGCUCUCCGUACACUUGCGUUUCCCCCCGACGGAUGUCAACAAAUACGUCGGCGCGAGUGCAGAUAGUAGAUUCUCGCACCGCUUUCCGCAAGGCCUGAAUUCAUGACCAUAGCGCGUUCUCCCGAGGCACUCUCCCGACCAAACACAUCCCACUAAACGGCAGUCUCCACCGAAAUUACGUACGCACACGCCACACACGAUUGGAGAUCGUACUCAGAGUCACACAAUUGUUGUCGAACGAGAGAAGCGUAUUGCCAGGUACGAACAGCGCUCCGAUGGAGACCUACCUCAUCUGGCAUUGCUCCCACUACAUAUGAACGAAAAAAACACCACAUCGGAAAUGACUCAACCACAGUGUGACAACGUAAAUACGAAUAAUGACCGUUCAGAAAGGAGGGGAGGAGCUCGACCACGAGGCAAAGUACCCGGGGACCGGCUGCCUCGACCCGUCGACCAAAACGCCUGCAGCACACUUGCAAGAACCCGAGAUCCUUGUACACAUGCACAUGAAGACUAAUCCUGAAAGACACCAUUUGGUGGUGGAGCCAUAUAUCGAUUGAGCUCAACUACAGUUUUUGCACCACACUACGAAGGCAGACAAACCAUCGAAAAAACUCAAGAAAAAAGCAGCCCGCACGCUUUUUGCAAACGCGACGAGCACUCCGAGUCGGGAAAAAAGGGAUACAUAGCCCAAGCUUCACCAUGCACACC